AUGACCAAUGACAGCAAUUUUAAGUGUGGCCUUACCUGCGACAGCAACCCCGAUACAGUGAACGAAAGUGACAUUUAUUUAAGGAACAGCGCCAAGGCUAAUUUUGGUGCCAAAUCUUUCCUUUGGCUUCCUGAAUGUGAAAUGACCAAUGACAGCAAUUUUAAGUGUGGCCUUACCCGCGACAGCAACCCCGAUACAGUGAACGAAAAAAGGCAUGGUGACACAAGGAUUCUUGAGCUGGGGGAGGAAUUAAUAGCAGAGCAAGCUCAGUACCACAGCUCUUGUCGACGUAAUUAUAUUAGACAAAAACAUAAGCCGACAGAACACAAGUCCAAUCGGAAAAAGCAUGAAGAAGCCUUUCAGAAGCUCUGUGUGUUUCUUGAACAUGAAGUAAUAGAAAACAAAACACCCCUGCUCGCAACAACCAUUUUCAAACUAUACAGUGAAGAAUAUUUUGCUGUUGGAGGUACACAGAGUGACUUAGAGCAAUAUAGUGUCCAAAUGCUCAUGUAUAAAGUACAAGAACGACUUACAGGAAUCAGCAUCGACAAACAGUCAAACAAAUCUGGCUCCUUUGUCUUCUCAAGUUCAAUGACACGUGAAGACGCACUUGUCAAGCUAAGCCAAGGAAAUAACACCAAGGAAAAUCUCAUAAGACUUGCUGCCAUGGCUCUGCGCACAGAAAUUCUUGCAAUGACUCCAACAAAACCUCCUUCACCUACUUCAGUAUACAAUCUCAAGGAAACUGCUCCAGCUAUACCACACCUAGUGUCUCUGUUUUACAGUACUCUUAUUGGUGGCUUACAAGCUGAUUCGUUGUGGUCAAGUGACGCCAACAAAAGAAGGGUAUUAGCCAGUGCAUCAGAUGCUCUGUUUAACUGCAGCAAAGGAAGAGUCCGCCCAUGGAAACAUCAAGCACUAGGACUGGGAAUCGGCACUCUCACAGGAUCAAAAUCUGUUCUGAAUAUUCUCAAUCGCUUUGGACACUGUGUUAGUUACGACGAGGUGAAACGACUGGAAACAGAAAUCGCUUACACAUGCUCGGAGGAAAAUCGAGAAUCACCAGAUGGGCUUAGUCUGAACAGCAAUUUAGGAACAGCUUGUGCUUGGGACAACUUCGAUGUUAACACGGAGACCUUAGAUGGCAAGAGCACAUUGCACUGCACAGUAGGAAUUUGUUACCAGAAUGCAGUACCAAAGAGGAGCUAUCACAUCCAUCAAUGA
Molecule: messenger RNA, 1224 nt
Organism: Portunus trituberculatus (swimming crab)
Lineage: Eukaryota; Metazoa; Arthropoda; Malacostraca; Decapoda; Portunidae
Exons: 3
Coding region: 1-1224 (407 amino acids)
Source: RefSeq, a predicted model, not a curated record